Messenger RNA from Callorhinchus milii (elephant shark), 1309 nucleotides. It is a transcript of the gene ipmkb, whose product is annotated as inositol polyphosphate multikinase b. The record is from RefSeq and is a predicted model, not a curated record. NCBI's taxonomy places the organism in Eukaryota, Metazoa, Chordata, Chondrichthyes, Chimaeriformes, Callorhinchidae. The coding region runs from base 225 to 1289 and encodes 354 amino acids. Gene Ontology annotation, cellular component: cytoplasm; nucleus. Gene Ontology annotation, biological process: inositol phosphate biosynthetic process. Gene Ontology annotation, molecular function: inositol-1,4,5-trisphosphate 3-kinase activity; inositol tetrakisphosphate kinase activity. The transcript is spliced from 6 exons.
GGUAGGGCUAGCAAUUCAAUAUUUUGAUUUCAGGGUUAGGGGAAGAGGUGAAGUGCAUUUCCUUCCUUCAAGACAGUGAUGUGUGAAGUGAGACAGAUGCUGGGCUACAUUACCAAAUCAGCUAAAUUGAAUUCUCUAGAAGUCGUGCUGAAUCUAUAAUGUGCUGUGACAUAAAUAGGCGUGACACAGGAGAGUAACGAGGCAAAUACUCAGUAUUAAGAGGGAUGAGUGGUAUAUUGCAGCAUCCAGACGGCACAGUCCUGAAACAGUUACAACCCCCUCCUCGUGGGCCCAGAGAGUUAAAUUUCUACAAUAUGGUAUUUGGUUCAUUGUGUCAUGAUCAUGUGUUCUUAGAACUACAACAAUUUUUGCCCAAGUUCCUUGGUACCUGGACACCAACUGCUGCACCUAAUGAAUUGUACCUUAAACUGGAAGAUGUGACACGCAAGUUCAACAAGCCAUGCAUCAUGGAUGUGAAAAUAGGGAAAAAGAGCUAUGACCCUGACGCUUGUGCUGAGAAGAUACAGCAACAGAUCAGCAAAUACCCUCUAAUGGAAGAAAUUGGUUUCUUAUUGCUUGGCAUGAGGGUCUACCAGUUGACAUCUGAUAAUUAUGUGGCAUAUGACCAGUGCUAUGGAAGAGGUCUAACACAGGAAACUUUAAAAGAUGGUCUGUCUAGAUUCUUCCACAAUGGAAAUUAUUUGAGAAAGGAUGUUGUUGCUGCCAGUAUUCAAGAGAUUGAAAAAAUACUACAGUGGUUUGAGAGUCAGAAUCAGCUCUGUUUCUAUGCAAGCUCCUUACUGUUUAUUUAUGAGGGGUCGCCUCAGCUGAUAGCAAUAGGUGAUGGAGAGGCACCCAACAAACCAGCAACACCAAAGGGAAUGAGACAUACUGGAGAAACGCUGGAGAACAAUAACAACAUGCAUGUAAUUAACUCUACUGAAAAUGGAAUGAUGGAGGCUGCAGUUGGUCAAAGCCUUUCCAAUAUGUAUGCACUCCACAUGAAGGGGUGCUACAGAGGACAUCAAAAUGUGGUUCCGUCACAAUUGAAGAAAACAGAGCAAGACCAUAGUAUAUGCAAAUGUUUAACUCUCAUUACACCUGGACAGCCAAACGGCAAUGAUUUAAAACAGUUGAUUCAUACAUCCAAUAUGCUUCAGGAAUCCACAGAUGUUGACAUCAGAAUGAUAGACUUUGCACAUGUGUUCCCUAGCAACACAAAAGACGAGGGUUACAUUUAUGGACUGAAACAUUUAAUCAGCAUACUACGGAAAAUACUGGAUGAUUAAAUUUUUAUUUUUGAGAGAUA